Trichoderma harzianum CBS 226.95 is the source of this 5484-nucleotide messenger RNA. RefSeq lists its product as hypothetical. The record is from RefSeq and is a predicted model, not a curated record. The coding region runs from base 1 to 5484 and encodes 1827 amino acids. Gene Ontology annotation, molecular function: molecular adaptor activity. Gene Ontology annotation, cellular component: nucleus; cytoplasm. The transcript is spliced from 3 exons. Gene Ontology annotation, biological process: proteasome assembly. NCBI's taxonomy places the organism in Eukaryota, Fungi, Ascomycota, Sordariomycetes, Hypocreales, Hypocreaceae.
AUGACAACCGUGACUCCAGAGCAGCGAGAGCUGCAGCUAGUAGAAAGCGUCGAGUUUAGAAUUCUCACCGUUGCCAAUGAUGAGGAUAAGCUCACCGACCUCCUGGGGCGCUAUUUAGCCCCCAUCAUUCUCAAGGCACAGAGCCCCAACGCUGCCGUCAGAAACAAGGUCAUCACACUAUUGAGUCGGCUGAGAACAUUCAUCCAGCCUCCAAGUGUCAUCCUACCUGUCAAGGCACUGCUUGAACAGUACAAAUCAACUGACAGUGCCAUCAUCAAGCAGCUGGAUUUGCCACUCAUCCAGCACAGUCUUGGUCGUCUUGAUGAAGACGAUAGACGGGACUUGAUUCCCAUCGCACUCAAAGGUUGCUCCAAGGAUGAAGGCCAACCAAGAGCUGCCAGCUUUUUCAACAUCAUUCUUCAACUCCUGAUUGAUGUCCGCAUUCCGUCACGCGGAAGCAAAGAAGACGAGACUCUUCGAGCUUCCAUUGGUUUGGAAGAUCCUGCUGAUGCAAAAUAUCUCGCCAAGAUGCUCUCUCUUUUUCUACGCCUACGUCCCCCAACCCCCAGCCGGACGGUGGCUGAAUCAAACCCAACCUUCUCAGAAGAUGAAAGCAAAGUCUUCUCUGUUGAAGGUCCUGGAACUGAUAAAAUCUUCCAAAACAUCUCACAGGUAAAGGCUAAGGCUGUUUCAUUCUUAGCCAGUGCUGCCUUUACCGAUGAAGAAAAGUUCCUUCCUGCCCUAUACGCCUCGUCCAGCCCCGACACCAGAGUGGCAUCUCUAGCAGAAGAGAUUAUCAAACGGACUUCAGUCUCCCUAGAACAGGAAGACUUAGUGAAGAGGCUGUUUGAGGCCCACUCUCGGCUUCCUGCUGCCUAUCGCACACGGAUUCUGAAUCUGCUUGCCAAAUCGACCAUUGCAUCAACAAUGUCACAGAGCAUUAUGAAUGUGGUGAAUCUUGACUUUUUGCCAAGUUUCACACAAGAUUCUUCGACAGAUGCGCUUAAACCAUCAAGCACGCUAGAGAAGACAAAGCUACACAAGGCUCUUUUCCAGUUUCUAUCCUGGGUUGCUCAAGUUGGCCCAACAAAUAAAGACUUCUCGAUUGGACCAAAUCUUAUUAAGAGCAUGCAAAGCUACAUCGAGUCCCAAGGGUGGCCUGUUCCUGUGCAGCAAAUAACACACGAUGAAGUUCAGCUUCGCUCGCGAGGUUAUGAAACUAUUGGCAUGCUUGCGCGGUCCGCCGAUAUGCCUUUCAAAGAGCGGAUUGCUCUAGCUGCUUGGCUCUUCCAAUCCUUGUCAGAAGACCCAACAAACGAGGCCGUGGUCAACAUUGACGGAGCGCUUUCAAGUCUCACAGCAAAUAUCCCUGAGCAUAUUGCUGACGAAGAUCUCGAAUUGAGGAAUAUGCUCCUCAAAUACAUGUCUCUCUCUGAAAAGGCACCUGCUGUACGAAGCACUCGACAUGCAGUUGUCAAAUGGGCCAAUGAAUGUCUAUCAUUCACAAACAUUGAUGCUCGAUGGAUCAAUUUUAUGGCUGUCGCUGGUCGCCAUCAGGAGAGGAGUGAUGUGAUUGAGCAAGGGCAAAAAGGUCUGGAUCCAUGGACCUACGCCGCUCAUAGAGAUGUAGCUCCUGUCAUGCCUGACUGGCGACUGAUGGUUUUCAAAUACUUCAAGACUGACCCCGAUCUUGCACCUCCUGCCGACUAUGAGCCUGGCCCUGGAGUAACAGCGCUGCCUAAUGACAGUAUCUUUGACAAUUUCAGAGGGUCCAACAUCAAUGCUUUUGCUCUGAUCAUCCAGUAUUGCAAGCAUAUGAUAUUUCUCGCGGCACUGCCCGAGUUCGAGGUGCAGCCCGACUGGAUGCAGACGCUUAACGCACAAAUAAAGACCAACAUCAAAACUAGGGAGAAGAUUCAAGAAUACUUGCGAUACGUCGACCUUUCUUAUCUCAGCAUCUACCUCAAUGCAUGUCUUGUUGGCGCUUUUCUCGAGGAUGCUCCCAUCACAGAAGAGUGUCUUCGCUGCUUUGUCGACAUCGCGUCUCUUUCUCCCAGAGUCAUUGUCGGAGACUUCACCAAACACAGAGUUACCAAUCUGCUCCCUCUUAUUAAAUCUAAUAAGAGUGAGAUACGGGACUUGAGCGCGAGAGCCCUGGGUAUCUUGGCGGCUCAUCCAGCAAUGGACAUUGAUGACGUUCAAAACUGGGGUAUGACUCUCAAUGCUUUGUUUGAGAAGGCCACGACGGCGGUUGGUCCAGAUCUCAAUGCUGCAGAAGGAGCCCUCGCCGCCUAUGGACAUCUUUGCUCUCGAUCUGUCUUAUACAACCACGCAUCUGUGGCUGAGUGGAAGUAUCCGCUUCAAAUCCUCGUCGAGGAGAAUGUUGCAGGAUCUCUAUUUGAUGCAGCCGUCGAAGCUUUUACCCAUCUUUGGCUAGCAAAACUUUCCAUCCCUCCAAAAGACGGAGUCACUUCUCUUGACAAGAUCAUCAAAAGGCUGUCCAAGAAGGCCAAAAAGGGAAAUGAGAAGGCGAUUAUUGGUCUUGGGAUGCUGGCCGCCAGUAUACCAGACGCUGAACUUCCAGAUUCACCUGCUUCGUGGCCAGAAGGCCCAGUUGGUACCAUCUUGACGGAGCUGUUUGCUCUUCAUGAAACCAAGCGGGUGGAGGUCCAUUUCACCGUCGGUGAGGCCAUAACCAUUGCAAUCGCUCGCUGGGACUCGGACUAUGUGAAACUCAUGGUGGAUGUCGAGUAUCGGACCCGCGACUUCCAAAACAAACGCCGGGAAUCGCUGCUUACAAGCAUUCUGGACAAACUCUUCGAGGACUGCAAAGCAACCAAGCCAUCUCUUCUGAAGGCCUCCGGUAUUUGGCUUUUCUGUAUCUUACAAUACUGUUCAGAUCUCCACGAAGUAAAUUCUCGCCUCCGACAGGCACAAGCCGCAUUUAUGCGCCUUCUGCCCUCGAGGGAUGAGUUGGUUCAAGAGACUGCUUCGCGUGGCCUUAGUCUGGUCCACGAACGCGGAGAUGAGCAGCUCAGGGCAGCUCUGGUGAAAGAUCUUGUAGCUGCAUUUACAGGAUCGGCGCAACUCAAGGUGGAUGGAGAUACCGAGUUAUUUGAACCUGGAGCAUUGCCGACCGGCGAGGGUAGCUCGAUUUCUUCGUACAAGGACAUUGUCAGCCUCGCAAACGAAGUUGGUGACCAGGGACUUGUCUACAAGUUCAUGGCUCUAGCAGCCAAUGCAACUGAAUGGUCCACUAGAUCAGCCUUUGGCCGCUUUGGUCUCACUAACAUCCUCUCAGAUGCUGAAGUCGACCCUAAGAUAUAUCCAAAGCUCUACCGAUAUCGAUUUGAUCCGAAUACCAAUGUCCAACGAUCCAUGAACGAGAUCUGGAAAGCUUUGGUGAAGGAUCCAAAGACGGUGAUGGACGUUCACUUUGACGCCAUCAUGGAGGAGCUGCUGAAGAGCAUACUCGGCCGAGAAUGGAGAAUGAGAGAAGCCAGCUGCGCAGCCAUUUCUGAGCUAUUGACCGGCGUUCCGUUCGAACGGUAUGAGAAAUUCUACAGCGAUAUCUGGGCAAAGGCAGUAAAGGUCUUUGACGAUGUGAAGGGAAGUGUCCGAGAGGCAGCUUUCAGGCUCUGCAGAAGCCUAUCCAAUACUCUUGCCAGACAGCUCGAAGAGGGAACUCACGAAGCAUCAGCCAAUGCUAUGAUGCAAAAAGCAUUGCCCUUCUUGUUGUCAGACAAGGCUGCAGAGAGCUCAGUUCAAGAGGUGCAAGUCUUUGCCAUCAUCACCCUCAUCAAGAUUGCGCGACACGGUGGUAAACAUUUGAAGCCAUUUAUCCCAGAGGUGAUCCCGAAGCUUCUCGGUCUUCUAAGCACCAUCGAGCCUGACCGCAUCAAUUACUACUAUCAGCAAGUUGGGGAGGAUAGCCGAGAGAAGAUUGAUAAGAUACGAUCCCAAAUGGUUAACCAAUCCCCCAUCUCCGAAGCUAUCGACAACAUCCUGCGGUUCGUUGACGAAGACGUGAUGGUUGAGUUGGCCCCGCGCCUCGAGGCAACUAUCAAAACUGCGAUUGGAAUGCCAACCAAGAUUGGCUGCAGCAGGGUCCUGACGACCCUCUUUACUCGUCAUACAAACGAGAUCAAGUCUGUUUCUACUCAAUUUUUGGAACUACUUGGCAAGCAAGUUCUAGACAAGAACGAUGAAGUUAGCCAAGCUUAUGCUCGCGCAUCUGCAUACAUUAUGAGAGUCGUCUCCGACAGCGCCAAGCAACGCUUUUCGGAGCGCAUGCUGAAUCUUUACCUGCAGUCGGAAGAUGAAGUCCGUCGCCAGAAGGUUUCAGACGUCAUUGUUUCUCUCGCCAAGAUAUCUCCCGAUCACUUCACCACUCAAGAGACAAUCCUGUUGCCAUUUGCUUAUCUUGGAUCUCACGAUGUUGAUGACUACACCAGCAAAGUAUUCCGAGAGGUGUGGGAUCAACAUUCUGGCAGCAGUCGAACUGUCGUUCGCUAUGUACCAGAGAUUGUCAGCCUUGUUGAGCGUUGUUUGGCCACCACCCAAUGGGCGCUUCGACACACCGGUGCUUUCACAGUUGCCGCCAUGGUCACAGAUGUAGCCAGCGCGAGCGAUACCACGGGUGCGAUUUCUGAAGCCAACUUGAAAGCCAUAUGGCCCGUCUUUGAAAAGGCUCUCGCUCUCAAGACUUUCCCAGGGAAGGAGAAGCUGUUGGAAGCAUUCCCUGAGUUUAUCGAGAAGGGCCAGUCUCUGUGGAGAUACAACGCUGAUAUUGCAGCCCUGAUGAAGAAGAUUGUUCUCCGCGAAGCAAAGCGAAACAAUGAUGACUACCGUGUUCAUGCUUUCCGCUGCCUGUGGAGAUUUGCGAAAGCAGUAGAUAGUGUUGACCUUUUGCAAGACAUCGUGGACAUUGUGUCUCCUUACUUGGAAGAUCUCAAAGAUGACAACAAGAUGGAUGUGGACUCCAAGGAAGAAACUGUGAUCAACACUGCGAAGAAUGGACUCGAAGCUGUGGCACGCGGAUACAGUCGCUUGUCAGAUAGACGAGCAUAUGCCGUUGCCAGCCAAGUCAUCAAGGCCCUUGAGCCUUAUCUUUCCAGCCCCAAAUUCAAUGCGAUCAAACGAGAGGUUUGGUACGAAUCUGUCAUCGAUCUAAUGAAAGAUCUUGCGGCAUCCGAGCCCCCCGCAGACUCGACAUCACUGGAUAAGGACGGUGUUUUGCAGGGAUAUCUCGGCAGCCUCGAUGUGGACAAGGCUGAAGUCGGGGUUGAGUCCCAGAGAUUGAAGAGAGUGGAGGCAGUUUCCGCAACUCUCAAGGCUUACACCAGUGGCGUCUUUGGGAAGUCAGAUGUACAAAUGGACGAAUUCGAAGCUGCUGUGGUGAAAGCCAAGGAGGAAGAACGUGUUCCGGAAGUGCAGAGGGGUUGGCAGAGAGUGUUGACGGAAUUACAGGAGGCGCGUGGUUGA